Messenger RNA from Metarhizium brunneum ARSEF 3297, 1224 nucleotides. Lineage: Eukaryota; Fungi; Ascomycota; Sordariomycetes; Hypocreales; Clavicipitaceae. The record is from RefSeq and is a predicted model, not a curated record.
AUGGCCAUGAUGGCAUCGCUCCUCCGCCCAACGCCGCUCCUCCUCAUCGCCGCCCUCCUCCGCGCCGCGCUCCUCGUGUACGGCACCUACCAAGACGCCCACUCGGCCAUCAAAUACACAGACAUCGACUACCUCGUCUUCACCGACGCAUCCCGCUACGUCUGGCACGCGCAGUCCCCCUACGCGCGCGACACCUACCGCUACACCCCUCUCCUGGCAUGGCUCCUCCUCCCCACCGUGUCCUUCUUCUCCUUCGGCAAAGUCGUCUUCGCCCUCGCCGACCUCCUCGCCGGGUGGCUCAUCCUCCGCAUCCUCCGCCGUAGGGGCAUCCCCCCCGAGCAAGCGGGCGCCUUCGCCGCCCUGUGGCUCUGGAACCCCAUGGUCGCGACCAUCAGCACGCGCGGCAGCGCCGAGGGCCUGCUGGGCGUCCUGGCCACGGCGCUCGUCUGGGCCGCCGAAGGGCACAGGGUCAACCUCGCCGCCGCGCUGCUCGGCCUCGGCGUCCACUUCAAGAUAUACCCGUGCAUCUGGGCGCCCGCCAUCGCGUGGUGGAUGGACGACGACCGCCCGCGUCGCAAGCCGGCCCGCCGCCGCGCGCGAUUCCUGUCCCGGGACAGAAUCCAGCUCGCCGCCGUGAGCCUCGCCACCUUUACAGGACUCAACGUCCUCAUGUACGCCGUCUACGGCCGCCCGUUCCUCGUGCACACCUUCUUCCACCACCUCACUCGCAUCGACCACCGGCACAACUUCUCGCCCUACAACGUCCUGCUGUACCUCGCGUCCUCGCGGCCAGGUAUCCCCCUGCACGCCGAGUCGCUCGCCUUCCUCCCGCAGCUGUCGCUCUCGUGCGUCCUCAUUCCGCUGGUACUGGCCAAGAAGGACCUGGCGACGACCAUGAUGGCGCAGACGUUUGCCUUUGUCACCUUCAACAAGGUGUGCACCUCGCAGUAUUUCCUCUGGUACAUGAUCUUCCUGCCCUUGUACCUCCCCACCUCGACAUUCCUGCGCAAGCCGCGCCUGGGCAUGACGGCGUUGGUCCUAUGGCUCGUCUCGCAAGGAGCGUGGCUGCACCAGGGGUACGAGCUGGAGUUUUUGGGACGCAGCACCUUCUUCCCUGGCCUGUGGGCGUCAUCCGUGGCCUUCUUCCUGGUCAACUGCUGGAUUCUGGGCGUCAUCAUCAGCGACGGGGGGGCCCACACAGCACCCAAGGCGCGUACAGAAUAG